Messenger RNA from Centropristis striata (black sea bass), 13046 nucleotides. It is a transcript of the gene mgat3b, whose product is annotated as beta-1,4-mannosyl-glycoprotein 4-beta-N-acetylglucosaminyltransferase b. The record is from RefSeq and is a predicted model, not a curated record. Gene Ontology annotation, molecular function: beta-1,4-mannosylglycoprotein 4-beta-N-acetylglucosaminyltransferase activity. The transcript has 5 exons. Gene Ontology annotation, cellular component: membrane. Bases 612 to 2522 code for a protein of 636 amino acids. Gene Ontology annotation, biological process: protein N-linked glycosylation; N-acetylglucosamine metabolic process. NCBI's taxonomy places the organism in Eukaryota, Metazoa, Chordata, Actinopteri, Perciformes, Serranidae.
ACCGGGUACAGAGCGCAGGACGUAAGAGAGGGAGACGCAUCACGGUGAGGGAGAUAGAAAAGACGGAGGGAGGAGGCGACAGCGGCUCGUAAACACGACAGAAAGCGGCGAUCACCCCCCUCCACCGCCAACCCCGUGUCCCUCCUCAUCUCUCCAUCUCCAUCCUUUUUCUGCACCGUUCGGCUCAUCCCUUUUCGCGCACGAAAGACUGCUCGGCGGUUUCUGUUUUCUCUUUAUUUUAAUCUCUUGUGGACAGACCUCAGCUCGGUUGGUCGUGGAAUAAACACCAGAGGCGAGAGAGGAGGCUGUGCCAUCACUACGACCGACAGGAUCCACCGUAGGUCCCGCUCGGGACGAUCAUCGGCGCGACCGAUUCGGUGGGUAGAACCAGAGGAGGGGGAUAAGCACUGCGAGAUGACUGUAGAGUAACCCGGCUGAGGCUCAGAGAGAGAGAGAGAGAGACCCCGGCCCCUGGUUAUCACCGAGACUCCAGCAUCACCAAUGCGAUGGCAUAGCGGCUUCUGCAGCAAAACUACCAGACUAGACUCGGAUCAGCAGGGCUCUCAUCCACCAUGAACCUCUGAAAGACAUCCGACACAGGCACAGAUGGGAUGAAAAUGCGGCGGCACAGGGUGUUCUUGCUGUGCACAGUGGGCCUGUGCGUCAUCUCCUUCCUCCACUACUACAAGGCCCUCCACUACGUCUCCCUGCUGCGCGAGCUCUCCGCCCCCUACCCCAACAUCAAGUCCUUCAUCAUGGUCACUGGCUUCUUCUGGAGGGAGAAGGGUGUGGGCACCACUCCGAUCAGCCCCGCCUCCCCUGAAGAGGCCCCUCCCCUACCUGUUCUCCGUCAGUCGGACGGUAAAGGUCGAGCUGUGGGGGGAGCUGUGGGAGGAGGAGGCGGGGGAGGGGCAGGGGGAGGAGGAGGAGGAGGAGGGGGUCUGGGGAUUGGGGGUGUCAUGAUCGGAGGAGGGGCUGGGAUUGUUGGCAGUGCAGGGCUGGAGAUGAGGUUGAGGGAGGAGCCGGCACCCCCUCACCCUUGGGAGAAGCCAGAGGAGAACCAGCGAGGAGACGCUCCGAAUGAGGAGAGAGCUGACGACCACUUGAAACUGCGAAAUCCAGUCCAGCCUGCCGCGCCUGACCUCCCAGAGGUCCCAUUGGCAGGAAAACAGCACCUAGAUGUGUUGCUCAAGAAUCACUUGCCUGACCCCUUAGAAUCCAUGGGAGACCUCCACAUCCGCACUUACCAGCUUCCAGACGACAAAACACCUUACUUUGUCCGAACCAAAGCUGGCGCCCUUUGUUUCAGGCAGGGGACAGAGGUGGCCACCCAAAAGGAGUACUCUGGGAAAUCAGGGGGUUCUGUGGCUAACGGAGCAGGGGACAAUGCUCGAGCGGUCGGGCAAAGGAAACCUCUUGAGGUCCAGCAGCAGCAGCCCUCUGCAGCUCCAAAAGCCAAGACCAGGGCUCGAGGGAACGGGAAGCGGCUGGUAAAGUGUGUGUGUCGGCCGGGGUGGCACGGACCUUACUGUGGGGUUCCCACCAUGGUGUACCACUCCAAUCUGCCCACCAAGGAGCGGCUGACACCCAGGGAGACCCCACGGAGGGUGAUCAACGCCAUCAACGUUAACCACGAGUUUGACUUGCUGCAUGCGCGCUUUCAUGAGCUUGCUCAAGCAGUGGAUCUUUUCCUCAUUUGUGAAUCCAACUUUACUGCCUAUGGAGAGAAAAGGCCUCUGAGUUUCCUGCGGCUCCUCCUCAACGGUACGUAUGACUACAUACGUCACAAGAUCCUGUACGUGUUCCUCGAUCACUUCCCAGAUGGCGGUCGGCAGGACGGCUGGAUCGCAGAUGACUACUUGCGCACCUACCUGACGCGCAACGGCUUGGCCAGAGUGGUCGGCAUCAGGUCGGACGACGUCUUCGUCAUCAACGACGCAGAUGAAAUCCCAGCACACGAGGGCCUCCUCUUCGCCAAGCUCUUUGAUGGGUGGACGGAGCCCUUCGCCAUCCACAUGCGCAAGUCACUGUAUGGUUUUUUCUGGAAGCAGUUUGGCUCUCUAGAGGUGGUGUCAGGCUGCACGUUGGGGAUGCUCCGCGACGUCUACGAUGGCGACGGUAUCAAGCUCCGCCGUCGCGAAUACUACACCAUGCCGGGUUUCCGCAAGUACGAGAACGACACAGGCCACAUCCUCGUGCAGUGGUCAGUCGGCAGCCCCUUCCACUUCGCGGGGUGGCACUGCUCCUGGUGCUUCUCGCCCGAGGGGAUCUACUUCAAGCUGGUGUCGGCUCAGAAUGGAGACUUCCCACGGUGGGGCGACUACGAGGACAAGCGGGACCUCAACUACAUCCGCGAUCUGAUCCGGACGGGGGGUUGGUUUGACGGCUCCCUGCAGGAAUACCCCCCUGUGGACCCCAAAGAGCACAUGUACGCCCCAAAGUACAUGCUGGAGCACUAUGACCGGUACCGCUACCUCCUGGAGAACCCUUACAGCAAAGCGUCCAGACUGAGUGAAGGCUAGGAGUUCAGCAAGGACAAGAUACGUGAAAUAACUAGUAGGACCCAAGUGAGGCCUCAGCACUGAGUUUUGAGGGACGGAACGGUACUGAUGAACUACAUCUCUCAUUGGAGCGAUACUACAUGUAUCUCCACCAGGCAGCACUGAUGUUGCAGGGACUUAAACUCUCUUAAAAAUCAUUAUUUUGGGGUCAAAAAAGGGAACACUGAAUCGCAUCUACCAUAGAAUUACGGAGAGCUCGUCGAGAGGAUACAACCACUGGAUAAACAAAAUCAUAGAUUUCCUCAUUCCUCCCUUUUUGGGGGAGGAGCAAAGCUAUCUCUCUUUGUCAACCCGACCUGCCCUGUCCUCUCUUUCUUCACCUGAGCUGAUUCAACACACCUGCUGUCUGAGAGAAAGCGGCCGCCUCGAAGUAAAGAGAGGGAUAUUUCACAGCCCUGUGAAACCCGCGGAGACGAGAAAAUUGGAUGUAAAGAAUUGUUUCGUUUUUUUUCUGUCUGUGUUUACUAAAGUUUACGGACCGGCUAAUGUUCCCACUUCACUCUCCCCCUUUCAGAUGUCUUCCUCUCAUAAUCGGUGACCUCCUUCUAGAAACAGACACGUUAAGAUAUUACCAUAUUCUUGGGUCUCAGUAUAAAUCCUAUUAAACCCUGCUGGAGUUCCCACUGCCAAAAUGAAAAAGGAAUGACUCGGUGGAGAUGUCUCAGCUCAUUCAUGUACUCACACUCAUCCCCAUGCACCUUAGACCUGUCUGUGUGUUUGUGAAAAGGUGUGUGUGUGUGGUCUUUGUAUUAUAUUGCGAGGUUUUUGGGCUGUGAAGCGGGGGACAAGAUCAGCGAGAGGAAACAGAAAGCGAGAAAGAAUCUUCAGGGGGUAGGGGGCAGCGAAGAAAGACAGCGAUAUGGGAAAACAGUGCAAGCGAGACAGAAGGCAGGAAAGAAAGGAGAGUAAUGAGGGAGGGAGAGAGGUGAUGAAAAGGAAAGAAAAGGAGGCUCCCUCGACGUUCCCUUUUCCCACAGUGUCUGCUGACGCACGAGUGUUGCAGGGAUGAGCGUGCAGUAUGUGUGUGUCCCUCAGAGCUCACAGACAGCUCUGAAUAAAUCAUGUCCUGUCGAUGGCAUCCGAGACGGAUGAAACUCGCCGUUAUUGUUUGUCCGAUGAGAACAAUCGAGACCGGUCAGGGGGGGAAGAUCGCCCUUCAAUUUCAUCUUUCUGUCCGUCCGUCCGGCAGCUGGGAUGACUUUGUUUCCUUGGAAACUAAAGUAUGUGAAAAUGGAGACGGGAUGGGUGUUUUUAAGACUAGUGGGUGGGUUCACAUCAGGCGAGGAGCUGCAGCGUUCAAAUGAGGUCAGCGCCAACUGUGGGUCCCCUCGGUUAAAUAUUCCUUCUUCAACUCAGCUGUCAAUCGCCCACUCUCUGAAAAUGACUCCACCAAGCUUUUUCUGUCUUUCUCCUGUCCUCUUUCUUUUUCUUUCACUGUUAAGUGUCCUUUUUUCUCCCUUCUUUGGUGUCAGUUUCCUCUUAAUCCUCAUUAGGAAGGCAUGUUUGUACUCUCUUCAAUUUAAUUAUUAGUCUCUUUUUCUCUGCACAUUCUCCUCUGUCAGAAAUCUUCAAUUCUUCCUCUAAUUUUCCCUCACACACACAGCUCUCACUCCAUUUUGGGUGUGUAUCUAUUUCCUGUUAAUCCUCACAAGAAUGUCUUGUUUCAAUAAUAGGGAUAUAUUUAUCCUUCACUCCGCCUCAUUUCUCUCCUCCUGUCUCGACAGGACAGGACAGCCGUUACCAUGGCGAUGCCUUGCCUGUGCCCACAGAUCACUAUCAUCUGAAGAUUUAGGCAUGAGCUCUCAUGCCUCUUGCCUUCUCCCUGCCGUAAGCGGCUGUCGAUGUGGCUACGUGCCUAAAUCCCCACCCCACAUCGACUGGCAGAAGUUGGUGGGCAAUUUGGCGAGCUUAUCUUUCUCUGUGGGUGUCUCAUGUGGGCUGAGGCCAGUGGGGGGGGCUGGGUUAUUAAAGGCGGCACAAUUAACAAUACAGGGGUUGAGUUGAGAAGGACACUAAACGUGCAGCAGACAGACAAGUACAAGUAAAAAACAGUAAAAGCAUUGAUUUUGCUGUUAACUGCAGAUUGACUGCAUCCACCAUCUGCUUCUUUAACGCUUGUCUGGGCUUUACAGUUAUUGUUUACCGCAGCUUCAAGCAAGAUGCUGCUUCAAAGUGAACCUCGAGAGGAAUAAAAAGUUUUGGAAAGGAAACUUAAGGGGCUGAGGGUAGGAGUUAAACUAUUUGAAAAGACAUAAGUUGGAUGUUGUAGCUUCAACUUCACUUGCAGACACGUAACAUCUAAAUCCAAAAUCGCUUCAAGGUGCAUUUUUUCCCACAACCUGGCUUAAAGUGUCCUUGAGAAAGACCACAACCUCCUCAUGUAUCAUUUAGUCCCUUUGCAGCUAAAACCCUAUCACAUAUCCCAUGAAAGCUUCACUGACAGAAUACAUAACAAAGCUGAGAUUUUGCAAAAUUAGUGAGAGCAUAUCUGCCUGUCACCCGGUCACCAUGCUGGCUCUCCGUGAGCUCAUGGUGGGAAAAGCAGAUUAACCAACAGGCCGCUGACAGUCGGGUCUGUGCUGCUCGUCUCGAUGGCAGCGUGGUCUGCAGCGGCAGCUGUUAGGGGUUUGGUGCUGGCGUUGAGAGGCAAACUCCAAUCCAACCCCAGAGGGCCUGCAGAGACACAAGCUUUAAAUAGGAUUUGGCAUCAUAUGACAGAGGAGACAGCGACAACAAUGCGGAAAGGGAUGAAAGUUAUAGAGUGGAUGUUGUGUAUUUUAGAGGUGUUAAAUCAUUCAUUCAGGCAGUUUUCUGAAAUGCAUGGUUAUCGACCAUGGUAGAUUACAUUAUUUUGAACUAUCUGCUCUGCUUUUUGGGCUAUUUUGUAAUAAUUGAUGGUUCUUCUGUCAACAUAAAACUUACCAAAGUAUCAACAACAAACAGAACUUCUCUCUAACUUCACAACUUCAAACCUCAACCAUGUGCAUCUCCAUCUCUCUCCCUGUUAAAAAAGGAAGUUAAUAUUCUAAUUUACACACUUCCACAUGCAAAAAACAAGAUGUUUAUUCUUCCAUCUCAGGAAUGGAACCACAGGGGCGUCCGUUCAAUCCCAUCAAGGGCUGGGGAGUGCGUUUGCGUUUAAGCUCUGCCAAGAGGCAUUUAACUCCCAACUCUCAGCCGGCUGCAAUCAGGCUGCACAUCUGGUGAGCAGUGUUUGCAUAUUUGUAUGUAUGCUAUGCACUUUUAAAAACAUUUAUGUGUGUGCAACAGAGUGACUCAUGCCAGAUAAGGGUGUCAGCCAGGAUAGCAGACCAAUAGGAUGAGAGGCGAAGGAGAGCAGAGGGAGGACGAUAGGAGAGAAUUACAAAACUAUUUAUUUCCACUUGCACGACCAGCGAGUAGAAAAUGCAAAACCUCUCGUUGCUCAGUGGCUUGCUGUAAAUGUCGUUGCAAUGUGGAGAACAGUGCACAUGCAGUAUAAACCAUUCACCUGCACACAGCAUUUUACAAUUUAUGAGCAUUUUUCACAGAUUUUCCUAACUCAUCCCAGCAAGCAAACAAUAUGCAUGUGGAGCAUAAAAGCUAGACAAAACAGUUUUUUAGUUUUUUAAAUCUUGAGCCAGGAAUAAAAUGUAAAAUGGGAGGAAAAAAUUUGGACUUUAAAAAAUAGCAUCUAUUUGCUAGACAUAACCUCUCUGGUAAAAAAAAAAAAAAGAAAUUCCCAUCUUUCAAACAUGACACCACUUCCUAACACAGCCUUUUUUGUUAUGAGUGUGUAGCCUCAUGUAACCCUGCUGACAUCACUAUGACAUCAUUACGGUUACUUCUAAGAUUCGCAACGCUCUUCAAAAGCCGCAGGAAACAAUAUACACCAGUUCUCAGUUUGAAUAGGACUGACAGUGAACAGUGAAAUACAGACAUGCAGUGUUAACCAUUAACCUGCACACAGCAUUUUACAAUUUAUGAGCAUUUUUCACUGAUUUUUUUGACUCAUCCCAGCAAGCAGACAAAUAUGCAUGUGGAGCAGAAAGCUAGACAAAACAUUUUUUUUUUUAAAUCUUGAGCCAGGAAUAAAACCCAAAAUGGGAGGGGAAAAAAAUUGGACUUAGCACAGACAAAAAGAAAAAUAGAGUCCCGGUUCAAUAAAAAGCCAAGGUUGAUGAAUGGAGACUCAAAUGAGACAUUUCAGAAAUAAUCCAUCCACUGCUGUUCCCAGUGACUGUCUUAUUGGAUGAAGUGUGGUUAUGUCAUGGGUAGAGGAGGGAGGUAAUAAGCUUGACCGAACGGCUUUGAUUUUUCACUUUGAUGAGGCAAAGUCAUCGCUGCGAUGAAAUGAAACACCAUCCAAAUGAAGGGAGCAGCUCAUCAUCCCUGUAAAAAAAAAAAAAAAAAAAAAAUAGCAGAUCCCUACACCAGUGACGGUUAUAGCAGAUUGUGAUGUUGAAAGCGGCGUUUGCGCUCAAAGCAUCUUUGUCUUCCUCAAGGACACUUAUCUGGCCACUCAGCAGAUGUUACAAAACUUAAACCUGUGACAUGUGUGCUCCUGACUGAUCGCAGCACUGGCCUGGCACUUGAUGUCAUGAUCAGUCAUAAAAUCAAUAAAGAAAUAACACAUGGGAAAGGAAAUAGCUGCAGCCUGCAACGACAACACAUUUACAGCUUAUUUACAGCAUUUUUUAAAUUUUUUAGAGGAGUGUCAAACAUUUUCCAGAUACGAGCUUUGACUUUCAAUUCGAACACGUUUUUACGGGCUCGCCGCCAACGAAUAAUCUGCAAUAAACAUGGCUGCUUGCUUCAGGAGAUUGGAACAGAGGGAAUAAAUUAAGUAUAAAGUGCAUAACUGUCAACGAGACAAGAUUGUGUUGCUAGGAAACAGCUCGGCGCAGACUUUGUGUCUUUUCAGUUAUUGAUAUUAGCAACAGGAAAUAACUGACUAACCCAUUUUAAAGGUUAAUGUUUAGACCUGGAGUGGUCUAAAUGGAGGAUGAAAGUGCUGUUUUAUGAGCGUGUUUUCUAAAGAAAUAUUUACAUUUUUCUGUGUGCAGGUUGUCUGCAAAGGUUUGUCACUUCUCGAUAUCAGGCAGUUCUUUGCUUCAUGCAAAGUAUUUCCUUUACAAAGAUUCAUUUAAAGGCUUAAAGGGACCAUCCAAUGAUUUAUUAUUGCACUUCCAUAAAGUUUAGGUUCUUGCAAGAUGCAACAAUAAAAGAAAAAAAAGAUUUCUUCAUAAUGACUAGAUCCUACCUUUCCAGCAGUGUAACUCAGUAGCAUCUAUUUGCCAGACAUAACCUGUCUGCUAAAAAAAAUUCCCAUCUUUUAACAUGACACCACUUCACAGUCUGUUUUGUUAUGAGUGUGUAGUCUCAUGUAACCCUGCUGACAUCACUAUGACAUCAUUGAGGUUACUUCUCAGUGCUCUUUGAAAGCCGCAGGAAACAAUAUACAACAGUUUGAAUAGGACUAACGACAUCUAGUAAACUGAUCAGUUUCACAAAGUUGGAGCAAAAUUUGCAGACGCAGAAUCUUUACAGAAAUCAGAACCAAUAGUCUAAAAAGGAUCAUUAUCAACCUCCAAAACCCCCUUUAUUAGUCCAACAAUGUUUUCAGCACACACACUAACCAACACAUGUUUAUAGCAUUCAGCACGUGUGUGUAUUUGGCACAGAUGUGUGUCUCCAGGGCUGUGUUGCCCCACCACCAUCACUACAAUCACCCCCCCAUCUGUUGUUUUGCUUGCAGAGUGGCUGCCUGUCUACGGGGCUUACAUGCCUUCACGGCGCUGGCCCCCUGCCAGCCCUGUGGCUUCCACCGAUUGAUCUUUUCCAAGAAACAUUAGCGGCAGGCAGGCCGGAAAUCAAGGAGGAGGGUGUGGGGGUGCGUAGAAAAGAGGGUCAUUUUACUUGGGUCCCUUUCUGACUUUGUUGUUGAAGUCAUUUCUUUCUUUCUCUCUCUCUCUCUCUCUCUCUCUCUCUCUAGUGGCUCCUACGUGGGUCUGGAAUGUGUGGAAACCUUUAGAAAAAUCCCCCAAAAAGUGCUGUCUUGGUACACCAAAGACUGCUUUUUUUCUCAGUUUUGAUUCCUCACGUCUUGUAUAACAAUAUUAAUUCAUGAAAUGUGGAUUAAGGCUUCAAAUCAAAUCAAGUAAUAAAGUUUUUUAAAGAAGGUAUAUUGAAAAUAGAAACCAGCACACGCCUCCGGUCAGGCCGCAGCAACAGAAAGCUGCUGCUGUCGUCAUCCUGGCUGUAAACAUGUUGUUAUUCUCUUCAUGUAACGGCACGGAGAGCAUUUGCAUUCCACUAGCCGAGCGAUCACAUUAACUCCGACAGCUGCAACGAUCUGUCACCACUGAUUGGAAACUACUCGCUGUUACUAACCACAAACAUUAGCCAAAACAAGUGCGAGUCUUUAACCUGUUUUUUGUGCCCAGUUGGACUCCACGUCCAGAUUUAUUAGUAUACGACUCAAACCUACAAAUGGUUUUUAAAGGGGCCAGUAAUCCCACAUUAAAAAACACUUCCCUUUAGUCCUACAGGAUCCAGGUUUGGGUUUUUUUUGCCUAGACUUUGUGAUAAACAUCUUUAAGAUUUUUCUUACCCAGUGGAGGUGAAGGGAAUUUGACCAAUGGUGCUUACAAGAUUGAAAAAUCACAUUUAGUGUGUAUCCAGUUUUCAUUGGAACUGCCUUCUACCAAAGUAACAGUUCUUAGGAAAACUGACUGUAACUCUGAGUAUUCCACAGUAUAUGCAGAGAAAAUAUUCCUUGAAAGAGACGUUGCUGCAAAAAAACCCACAACUUCCACUUUCAUUGAACCGGGGAUUGAGUAACGUUUCUCAGAACUUGGCCAAAUCCAACCCAGACUUUCUGCAUAGCAAGAUACCACUGGAGAUACACAAGGAGAAUUGUUUGAACUAACCCUUUACAGCAUUAAAAAACACAGUAUUUGUGAAAAAUAGGAAUGUAGGAUUUUUCCACUGCAAGCUAAAACCUUCCUUUUGUUUAUGGGUCUUUUUAAUGAGUAAAUCAAUUGGGCGCAGUUCAGUUCAGUAAAAGCAGCCAAGUCAUGUAAAAAUUGCAUGGAGAAUAACUUGCCCUAUCACACAGUGAAGUGGGCUCGAAUUCAGCAAAGAAAAAGCAAUACAUUAAACAGCAGUUCAGAAGCAGUGCCACAUAUGAAAUAGUGUGGAAACAUUCGUAGUGUUGAGUGGAAAAGUCCUGGAUAUAUGUCAUGUGUUGUUUGAUGAACACGUCGUAUUUAUAACAGCAAAAUAGAGGUGAGUGUGAGAGAGAGAGAGAGAGAGAGAGAGAGAGUCUGUCAGGACUCAUAACACAUCUGAGUGUGUUCCGGGAGAGAUUGUUGCCGUUAGGGUGGGUGUGGGACGAGUUUAGUCCAGGACUCCAUAUGUUGUGACACCGCAGAUCAAAAAGAUGAAAGUCAGCGUGGCGCUGCAGAGACAGAUGGACGCAGUGACACAUACGUGCGCGAAAAGUCGGGCAUGCAGAUAGGCCGACACCUGGCUGCAGAUCAAAUGCCAUCAGACACUGGAGGGAAGGGAUGAGUGUUGAGUGUGUGUCUCUCUCUGUGUGUGAGGCUAAACUGUAUGGCCAAAAGAAUGUGGACAUCACUGACAACAUUAUUUUGUUAAUUCGUGGUGGUGCAGGGGUUUUUUCUGCAACCAUGACUCAGCCUUAGUGGUAUCUGCUCUACCAGCGAUCCACCGGGACGCCCAAUGGUGCAGGGUGUUUCAUGCUGAAGGCUAAGCUCAUUUGUUCCAACUGAGAGAAAUAUGGGAGUCCUAAAAUAUUUGUGACUAAAUAAGCAAAAAUCACAUUUAAAAAAACUAAUCUUUAGAUGCUAUUUAUUAAAGGGGCAGUGUGUAGGGUUUAGGGGGGUUAUUUGGCAGAAAUUGAUUAUUCAUAUAUAAACACUGGAAACAAUUUGUUGUGCAUGUUUUCAUUCACUUAGAAUGAGUCAUCAUGUCUACUUAGGGAGCAGGUCCUCUUAACUGGAACCCAUCAUUUUUCUAUAGUAGCCCAAAGUGGACAAAACAACACCAACCGUAAAAUAAAGGAGAUGAUGAUCUCUUUUGGAGAAAAAAAGCUAUUUAUUUGAGUUGCAUGCUGACAAGCAGAUAGUACUUCUGCCUGAAAAACUAAGAAUUUGGACGGCCUUUUGUAUUUUUACGUUACCAAAAGGGGGCGGGGUGAGCGGAGUGCAACCUUCUCACUAGAUGCCUUUCAAAUCACUCACACUUGUCUCUAAGAAUUUAGGUAUUUAGAAAUACUCAAACAUUUUCAAGUUACUGGUACCAGCCAGAAAAGUGUCUGGUACAUCAUCGACCACAAAAAAAGACGAGAUACAAUGUGAUAAUUAGCGACCUGUAGAGGUGCUGGUCAUUUUUACACAAAGCUGUUAGCUUUGCAGUGUUAGCUUGGUGCCACGAUGGCUUCAUACUUAAGAUACAGACCAGCGAUAUUUUUCCUCAUCUAACUCAACAAGAAAGCUAAUCAGCUUAUUUCCCAAACUAUUCCUUUAACGCCAAAUAACUUUUAAUCUGCUUUAUUGGAACUGUGUGGCUGUGGUUUCAUUAUAUUUGACUCAGUAUCUGAAACACCCAUCAAGCGUGGUUUUCUUAAUCAGAUGUUGCUGCAACCUGAUUGCUGCUUUUCAUUUUUCUCUAAUAGAGUCCGCCCCACUUUGAACCAGCGGAUGAGCACGGAUAAAAUAAGAUAAAACAGAAAACCAUUCAUGUGAAACAACCAAAACAGUUCCCACUUUGGCAGAAAAUAUGUGUUCAUGUUGGAUCCCAUCACCCAUAGUAAAAAGCUGAUUGCGAACAUGUGUUUUCAAGGCCUUUCAUGCUACACACUACAGUGAUAUUUUAGACUCUAGGUUUGUGGUUUGGGGAAGGUCUUUUCCUGUUUCAGCACGACAAUGCCCCCAUGGCCAAAGUUGGGUCUGUAAAAAAAGUUUUCUUACUGGCAGCACUAACCUCAACCCCAUCGAGCACCUUUGAGAUUGAUUAAUUAUUCCUCUUGUGGCUGAAUGGGGAAAAAACGUUGCAACCAGCUUCCAAAAUCUUAUGGAAAGCCUUCCCAGAAGAGUGGAGGCUGCUGCAGCAGAUUAAUGCCCACGGUGUCAUUUUCAGGUGUCCAUAUACUCUUGUCCAUGCAGUGUGUGUUUUUUCCUCUUUGCGGGCAUGUGUGUGGUCUUCUUUGUAACUAAAGCCUACCUGUUCUUCUCAGAAACCUGCCGUCCCUCAGCGACCCGAGCUGAACUGAGACGGAGGCGGAGACAGACAGGGUGAUGGGGGUUAGAAAAAAGGGCAAAUGAAGGGGAGGGGAAGGGAGCGAGAGCGAGCCUCCAGAGGGGUUUGAAUUCCUCGCAAUCAGAAAUGGGAGACAGAGAUGGAAAGUGGGAGUGACUGAUCCUUACAAUCACAGACUUCCCUCAUUCUUAGUUCCUACCCUUUUUCUUUUUUUUUGCACUUAUGCUUUUGUCUGAAGUCAAUCGAUGUGUCUUUCCAUCUGUUUUAAUAUUGUUUUUGGUGGAAGAGUAAGAGACAGAGAAGGAGGGUAUUUUUUGUUCCCUGUUUUUCUAUUUAACUUUGUUUUGUACUUUUUUUGUAACUUCAUCCACUUGGCAGCUUGAUAUUUAAUGUCUUUUUAAGGCGGUGUGUGUAUGUGAAUGAAUGUGUGUGUAAGCACUGUCUCAGCCUACUACUAGAAUAGAUUCAACUCCACCUCACAGAUCUUUGACCUCCUUCAAGGCAUUAAUGGAGACUUCAUACUGUGGCGGCCAUGUUGUUUGCCCUCUUUAACUAUUAUAUUGUGACGAUGACAUCAUCUUUUCCUUGUGACCUUAACAGCAUCACAUAACCACUUGAUUUAUUCUUUGUUUUUUGAAUAUUUUUUUGUUUGAGGGUUCUCUUCCUUACUCAUCUCCCUACCUUCAUGGCUUUGCAUAUGCAGAUAGUACAUGCACAGAUAACUACACAUGCACACACAGUGCACAGUGCAGCCUCUGUGUUUUACUGUGGUCGGAUUGUGGCCGUGUCCUCUUCUGGUAAAACAGUCAGACUACUGUAGCCGCUCUGUUUGUGCCCCCGCUGUUAUGUGAUCGCUAUGAAGGCUUGCCAUUGUGUGACCAAAAAUCAUUUUUGUCGUCGCUCAGCCACUCAGAACCGGUCUGGGCCAGAGCCCCGACCUGGGAGCAACCCAGGAUGCAGAAAAUAAACGGCCAUCUUUGCCCUGCCUCAUCUUUUGUUUAAUGUUCUGUGUCUGUCUGACAGCAAAAUGGUGCUGGUUUGAUGCUUUUUUUUUCUCUGUGUGUAUGUGUUGUUUCUUUACCCUCUUUUAUCACUGAUAUGUUGUUGUUUUUUCCCUCCAAAAUUGACAAAGAUGUCAUAAAAAAAAGAAAGAUGAUGAUCUCCUUGGAAAAAAAAAAAGCUUUUUAUUUGAGUUGCAUGCUGAAAAGCAGAUAGUUUCUG